Molecule: messenger RNA, 1395 nt
Organism: Neoarthrinium moseri
Lineage: Eukaryota; Fungi; Ascomycota; Sordariomycetes; Amphisphaeriales; Apiosporaceae
Exons: 7
Coding region: 1-1395 (464 amino acids)
Biological process (GO): vesicle-mediated transport; protein transport; small GTPase-mediated signal transduction
Cellular component (GO): cytoplasm
Molecular function (GO): Rab GDP-dissociation inhibitor activity
Source: RefSeq, a predicted model, not a curated record
AUGGAUGAGAUCGCCCCCGAAUACGAUGUCAUUGUGCUGGGCACUGGCUUGACCGAGUGUAUUCUCUCGGGUGUCCUGAGUGUCAAGGGCAAGAAGGUGUUGCACAUUGACCGCAACGACCACUAUGGAGGAGAGGCAGCGUCUGUCAACCUCGAAACGCUCUUCAAGAAGUAUGGCAACUUCCAACAAGGCACCGAGCCGUGGAAGGCCUACGGUAGACCCGCCGACUGGAACAUUGACCUGGUGCCCAAGCUCCUGAUGUCCUCCGGCGAGCUGACCAACAUCUUGGUCUCGACCGACGUCACUCGCUACCUCGAAUUUAAGCAGGUUGCCGGCAGCUUCGUCCAGCAGAACUCCGGCUCCAAGGCCACCAUUGCCAAGGUGCCUUCGGAUGCUGGCGAAGCCCUGCGGUCGCCGCUCAUGGGCAUCUUUGAGAAGCGCCGUAUGAAGAGCUUCAUCGAGUGGGUCGGGACCUUUGACGCCAGCGAUGCUGGCACGCACAAGGGACUCGACCUGUCCAAGGCCACCAUGAAGGAGGUUUACGACAAGUUCGGCCUCGAGGCUGGUACUCGGGACUUCAUCGGUCACGCCAUGGCUCUUUACCUCGACGACACCUACCUUGACGCCCCCGGAAAGGCCCCCGAGUCCAUCGAGCGCAUCCGCCUGUACGGCAACUCUGUUGCUCGCUACGGCAAGUCUCCUUACAUCUACCCGCUGUACGGUCUCGGAGAGCUUCCCCAAGGCUUUGCCCGCCUGUCGGCCAUCUACGGAGGUACCUACAUGCUGAACGCAUCCGUCGAUGAGGUCCUGUACGACGGUGGCAAGGCAACUGGUAUCAAGGCCACCAUGGGCGGCAUUGAGCCCGAGAUGAAGUUCGAGACCAAGGCCAAGUUCAUCCUGGGUGACCCUAGCUACUUCCCCAGCAAGGUCAAGGUCGUCGGCCACGUUUUGAAGGCUAUCUGCGUCCUGAAGCACCCCCUGGCCGGCACUGGUGACGCCGACUCUGCGCAGUUGAUCAUCCCCCAGUCCCAAGUUGGCCGAAAGAACGACAUCUACGUUGCCUGCAUUUCGUCGGCGCACAACGUGUGUCCCAAGGGAUACUACAUUGCCAUUGUCUCGACUAUUGCCGAGACUUCGGCCAACCACCACCUCGAGUUGCAACCCGGCCUGGACCGCCUGGGCAAGAUUGAGGAGCAGUUUUUGGGACCCCCUAUCCCGCUGUAUGAGCCCCUUGAGGACGGCACCAAGGAUAAUGUGUUCAUCUCCAAGAGCUACGACGCCACCUCCCACUUUGAGACCACCACAGAUGAUGUCCGAGACAUCUACCGCCGCGCCACGGGUGAAGAGCUCAAGGUCGAGGGUCUGCGCGAGGGCCUGCAGGUUAGCGAGGAGUAG